CCAUCUCCAAGAUUCAAACUUUCCCUCCCUCAAAUAUCCCUUCCAAAACUAGCCCUCCCCAAAUUACUCAAAUCCCACAAACCCCUCUCCCUCCCAUCAAAUUUCAAGUCCAUUUCAGUAAUUCUUGCUAGCUCAUUGGCCAUAGCACCACCUUCACUAGCAGAAGAAAUUGAAAAAGCUUCCCUUUUUGACUUCAACUUAACACUUCCAAUAAUCAUGGCUGAAUUCCUCUUUCUCAUGUUUGCUUUAGACAAGCUUUACUUUUCCCCAUUAGGGAAAUUCAUGGAUGAAAGAGAUUCUUCAAUUAAGGAGAAAUUAAAUAGUGUAAAGGACACAUCUGCAGAAGUAAAGCAAUUGGAAGAUCAAGCUGCUGCUAUUAUGAAAGCUGCAAGAGCUGAAAUAUCAGCAGCACUAAACAAGAUGAAAAGGGAGACUCAACUAGAAGUGGAGCAGAAGACUGCAGAAGGAAGAAAGAAAGUUGAGGCUGAGUUACAAGAAGCUUUGGCUAGCUUGGACAAGCAAAAGGAGGAGACAAUCAAGAGUCUAGACUCUCAGAUUGCUGCUCUUAGUGAUGAGAUUGUUAAAAAAGUCCUUCCUGUUCUGUAACUAAUUCUGAAAGUUGUAGUACUCCAUAAUUUAUGUGAACUCGUCGGUACGGAGUUUAAGAAAAGAGAAAAGACUUUUGAUCUUGUGGUCUAAAA
Nicotiana tabacum (common tobacco) is the source of this 701-nucleotide messenger RNA. Its product is annotated as ATP synthase subunit b', chloroplastic. Gene Ontology annotation, biological process: proton motive force-driven ATP synthesis. The record is from RefSeq and is a predicted model, not a curated record. Lineage: Eukaryota; Viridiplantae; Streptophyta; Magnoliopsida; Solanales; Solanaceae. Gene Ontology annotation, molecular function: proton-transporting ATPase activity, rotational mechanism.